ACUGGCCAGAUAACCCUUGACAACGCAAGCAAUUGCGGGACGAUGAUGGCAGAAUUAGAGCGUAAAUUCACGGUUGUUAACAUACCGUUUCAUCGUGACGGAAACCGCGUACGUCUCCCAGAUGAUACUGACCCCGCUGUUCGGAAAGAAUGGGAACGUUACCGAGACGCUCUCUCGGGUGAUCCACUUGGCCGCACCCGCAAGCUUGUAGGAGACUGCCGUAGCUCUGGCCAGCGCCGUGCUGGACUACAGCAUUCCAUCCAUGAAGGCAAUCGAACCAAGUCAUGGCCCCAAAGGGCAUUCGACGAAGGUUCUAUGGCUGAUGACCUGCAAACCGGAGGCGAGCUUCCGGAGGUUCAGCUUCUACGGGACUGCGAGACGCGAUGGUCAGCAACAUUUCUCAUGAUCUUUCGUCUGCUUGUGCUAUAUCCGGCUGUCGCACGUUUCUUCAUCGAGAAUGAGCUCGAUCUCGCUCAUUUACUCGACGAGCAUGAGAGGCGGGUCCUCCGAGAUAUUUACCUUAUUCUCCGGUACCCUCACGCUGCACAAGAGAUCCUUUCUGCUGAGAAGACACCCACCCUCUCGCUUGCCCUUCCGUGUUACGAACUGCUCAUCGACGGCUGGGAGGACCUUCGUACUCAACUCCCACACCUGAUCACUUACAUCAACGUUGGGAUUUCAAAACUAAAAGAGUACCUAUUGUACUCACGCCGGUCUCGUAUCUAUGCUCUGGCGAUGAUCCUGAACCCCGGCAUGAAGCUCGAGUGGAUCAAUGAACAUUGGACCGCCAACGAGUCAGCACAGGCUCGUUCAUGGAUGAUUGACGCCAUGCUGGAAUAUUGUCGUGAGAGCCGUCGUGCAAGCGCACCCACAUCAAAAAAUGCGGAGCCACUUCGCCGUAGCAGCUCUUUGUCUGAUUCCAUCACUAACUCGGCGGUUGCGGCUCAGACAAGAGGCUUCAAUCGUCUUCUGAACCUCUCGAAAAGGCCGGCAUCAAGCCGUGGUUCUCCGACGAUGUCUUGCUUGUCACUGUUCUCGAGUUCAUCCUCGCCCUCACCCUUGCCCAGUGCUGCCGAUCUUGAGCAGCAAGAAGAGACAUGCCGUAGGCAAGACAAGAGCCUUGUUGAAGAGGAGAUGCGCCGGUAUGAACAGCUAGGGGUCACAACAUCCGAUCUGGAACGCUCAACUACAAGCGACCUGAUCACGUUCUGGGAUGCACACCAGAAUGCCUUCCCUCACCUGUUCAAGGUUGCCCUUGAUGUUCUCCCCGUACAAGCAUCUGCUGUUCCAUCACUGCUGGUGACUACUGUCGUCAAACGUACACACUCAUUUGUGGUUUUCACGCUAUACAUAAGGCCCCUUAACUUCCUCGACAUCAUUCAUCCCCCUUCCGCCAUGACAUGA
Punctularia strigosozonata HHB-11173 SS5 is the source of this 1404-nucleotide messenger RNA. RefSeq lists its product as uncharacterized. Gene Ontology annotation, biological process: regulation of transcription by RNA polymerase II. The transcript has 6 exons. Gene Ontology annotation, molecular function: protein dimerization activity. Lineage: Eukaryota; Fungi; Basidiomycota; Agaricomycetes; Corticiales; Punctulariaceae. The annotation marks the transcript as partial. Gene Ontology annotation, cellular component: nucleus. The record is from RefSeq and is a predicted model, not a curated record.